Rhododendron vialii is the source of this 1882-nucleotide messenger RNA. RefSeq lists its product as uncharacterized. The transcript has 11 exons. NCBI's taxonomy places the organism in Eukaryota, Viridiplantae, Streptophyta, Magnoliopsida, Ericales, Ericaceae. Gene Ontology annotation, molecular function: GPI-anchor transamidase activity. Gene Ontology annotation, cellular component: GPI-anchor transamidase complex. The record is from RefSeq and is a predicted model, not a curated record. Gene Ontology annotation, biological process: attachment of GPI anchor to protein; proteolysis; protein localization to cell surface. Bases 220 to 1434 code for a protein of 404 amino acids.
AAACGCAGAUUGUUAACAUUGGAGAGUCGAUAGACGCAUUUUGUAUAAUGGGAAUGACAUUUUAAAAAUACUUUGCAGACCAUCGGAUUCCGUAGAAAUAAGCCGGAAAUGCUCUAACCAAACAAGAGACGAGAAGCAAAAUUGCUGCUACGACGUCGUGCAAAAUCACUUCUAAAUCUAGAGCAGAAGCAAGUUUUGAUCAUCUCGAUCCAGUCGAAGAUGGAGACGAACAUCUUCUUCAAAUCCACCGCCUUCUUACUCUCGAUCCUGUGCUCGACAUGUCUCUGCUGUGCGAUUGCCUCAAGUUCCUCUUCUUCUUCCUCGGAAACCACAAUGCACACCAACAAUUGGGCCGUCUUGGUUUGCACUUCUCGAUUCUGGUUUAAUUAUCGGCAUAUGGCUAAUACUUUAUCCUUAUACAGGACAGUAAAAAGGUUAGGGAUACCCGAUGAAAGGAUAAUACUUAUGUUGGCUGAUGAUAUGGCCUGCAAUGCCCGAAACAAAUUCCCUGCCCAAGUCUUCAACAAUGAGAACCACAGACUUAAUUUGUAUGGAGAUAAUGUUGAGGUAGAUUAUCGAGGUUACGAAGUGACAGUUGAAAACUUUUUUCGAGUGUUAACGGGGCGUCAUGAAAGUGCUGUUCCAAGGUCGAAACGGCUUCUGAGCGACGAAGGAAGCCACAUACUCCUGUAUAUGACGGGACAUGGGGGAGAUGAAUUUCUCAAAUUUCAGGACUCAGAGGAGCUUCAGAGUCACGAUUUAGCUGAUGCAGUUAAACAAAUGAAAGAAAAGCGCAGAUUCAAGGAGCUGUUGAUAAUGGUAGACACUUGCCAAGCUUCUACUCUGUUUUCUCAGCUUCAUUCUCCUGGUGUUUUGGCUAUUGGAAGUAGCAUGAAAGGGGAAAACUCUUACUCACAUCACUUGGACUCUGAUGUUGGUGUCUCUGUUGUGGAUCGUUUCACUUAUUAUACCCUUGCUUUCUUUGAGAGGCUAAAUAUAUAUGAUAAUGCGUCAUUGAGCAGUCUUUUCAGUUCAUAUAAUCCAAAUCUGCUGAUGUCAACUGCAUAUUACCGAACUGAUUUGUACCAGCGACAACUGGAGGAGGUUCCUGUCACGAACUUCUUUGGUUCGGUUAUGGAAACUAUUCAUACUGAUUCAGCUUAUAGAGCCCUCUCAGGCAGAGAGUCCAACAGGGCUAAGAUCAAAAUUUCGCCAGAUCAACUAACCAGCCUUCAGGAGCAAAGAACACUUGCGAGUUCAAAUGUCCAGCAACAAAUGAAUGACUCGGACACAAAGGGUGCUUGUCCUUUUACACUUAUGAUGGCUAGGUUUCAUGACAAGAUGGAGAAUUUUGAAAAUGUUGACACCGUGGUCAACUACGGGUUGGUAGUGUUGCUUCCGUUGUUGGCAGUGUCAACUUGGCUAUCACAAUGAAGGUACCAAGUAACCGAUAAGGAGCACCAGGGUGGAGCAAAUUGAAGUCAACAUUAGCAUGGAUCAGCAUUGUUGCUGUUGAAAAGCCACGUCGACAUUGGGCCUGGGAACUGAAUCUGCAAUGCCAUGUACAUUACCAGGAUAUUUUACGUCAUUACGUGUGAUAGUCAGUCUAGAUACUGGAGAGGCUAAUGUUUGUUACUUUUUCAUAACAUUAGAUUUUAGAAUCUCUCCAUUGGUUCACAUCAUGUCUUGUUUCCAUAAGUUUAUUUGUUUUGGGAAAUAUGGUUGCAAAACGUUGUCAUGUCUUUGCAAGUCUCGGUUCAUUUCUCUUUAAAUUUUUAUGUAUUGAGGUCAUUCCUGCAGAAUAUUAUUUGGUUGAGAAUUCAAAGGCCAUGACCAUAUUGUUUCUUCAGAAAUGGAAAUUCCAAAUGUUGCUGUUGGCGAA